This is a messenger RNA of Hippocampus zosterae (dwarf seahorse), 4361 nucleotides long. RefSeq names its product high mobility group AT-hook 2 (gene hmga2). Gene Ontology annotation, molecular function: transcription coregulator activity; DNA binding. The record is from RefSeq and is a predicted model, not a curated record. The transcript is spliced from 5 exons. Bases 658 to 1002 code for a protein of 114 amino acids. Gene Ontology annotation, biological process: regulation of DNA-templated transcription. Gene Ontology annotation, cellular component: nucleus; chromatin. Lineage: Eukaryota; Metazoa; Chordata; Actinopteri; Syngnathiformes; Syngnathidae.
CGGGCCGAUCGCAUCGGGCCACCAUUGAGAAAUGAACUUUCCUCUCAAUGGCUGUCUGGUGGUCGAAUUCCAUUGAAACGUGUGAAAAUGUGAAUUUAAUUCAUAAAUGCGGUCUGCCACGUCUGGCCCACCGCCAGGAAUCCGUCUGGCGUGUUUUCUCUGGCCUCACUCCAGAACCCCCCCCCAUAGCUCGUUCCCCAACUCCUCCCUCCGCUUCUGCCCUGUGCAUCCACCCACGGGAGAGGUGAUUUCGUCCUCUUUUUUUUUGCCCCCCUCCUAUUUUUUUAAAACCUCAUCCUCAUUGAGCGUUUUUUCCCCCCCGAGUGGUUCGUGGAUGCGGUUAGUAUGCUUCUCAGACGGUCCGCGCCGAGCUGUCACGCUUUGCCGCUGCUCCAGGGUCUACCCCGGUGCCGUGCUGCCUUGUAAGCCGAGUCGAGUCGCUUCCCCUCCGGCGUCGCGGACUCGGGUGUCCCGCUGUGCCCCCCGCGGUGCUCAACCGUGUACCCAAACUUACAGGCUCCCUCCUCACUAGACUAGUUUAAAGCCGCAACUUAUUUCGCACUAAACUGGAUAACAAAAUCGACCGCAAGGAUUUUUGAAACUUUUUUUGGGGGGGUGGGUGGGGGGGCGGGGGGAACCAAGAAGCCACCGGGAACCAUGAGUGGACGCGGGGACGAAGCCGGCGAGGGCUCCCAGGAGCCCGCAGGCGCCGCGGAGCCCCAAAAGAGGGGACCGGGGAGACCGAGGAAACUCCAAAAAGAGCCCAGCGGAGAGCCCGUACCCAAACGACCAAGGGGCCGCCCAAAAGGAAGCAAGAACAAGGGCCCCUCCAAGGCAGCGCAAAAGAAAUCCGAGGCAACCGGGGAGAAAAGACGCAGGGGGCGACCCAGGAAGUGGCCACAGCAAGUCGUCCAGAAAAAACCUGCUCAGGAAGAAAAAGAGGAGGAAGAGGAGGAGGAGGAAGAGGAAGAAGAGACUGCGGAGUCCCCGGAGGAAGAUUAAGCUUCCAUACCAUGAAACCUCUACCUCAUUCAACUGUCAGGUCUUUCAAAGGGAAAAGGCUACCUUGACCACUUUUUUUUUAAAACCUUUUCCACGUCUUUUUUUUUUUGGGUUGCUUUUCAGUCCAUGUCCAGUAUUUCACUUUAUCACUGGGUGCUGGAUGACUUGUCGCUAAGCAGGCCAUCGACGUUUCUCUUCCAAUUUUUCCCCUAACAACGCGCAAGACACACCUUUGGCGCCGUCGGAGGUGCGUGCGGACGCUUUUCGCAGUCUCCGAAACGCAGAAGGUUCAGGUCUUCUUUUCAAAAUUAUACCGACGCACAACCGACCCCAAAAUGAUGUACGGCCGUCGAGCACAGGGAGACGCGUGUUCCUCAGGGCAGCUUUUAUUUUUUGCUCAAUCAAUCAUGUUGACCUCAAGCCAAGCUUGCUAAAAGUUGUAAACUUCGCUCAGGUUUCGAAAAAACAAAACAAAAAAAAACAUCUUUUUAUAUAUAUAUGCUGGAAUGAAAAAGUGAACGAGCGAAAGUGAAAUCCCACAAAUAAUCGACGCCCAUUCCGUUUGUUCCGAAUCGGCCGCAAUCAGUGGAUUUAUGAUUGGGAACCUUGAACAAGUAUAACAUUUACGAUCAGCCACCCAGCAAUGUCAGAUCACAUAAUCACGAUCAUCUUUUAUUUCAAUUCAACCUAAAAUGUUAUUAUGGGACAGCAUGUGGGUUUUUCUUCUGCUAAUUUUAAUCCCUAAAGAAAAAUCGGACUUUUUAAGAUAUUUUAAAACCAUAUUUCCUCACUUUCCGAUGGAAUCGGCGCAUGUUUGAAAUGAUUAUAUUUCAGGAAAAUGAAAUUAAGUGGUUUGAGUCAUUCAACAUUGUAUCGUGAUACAGGAAGUAGAUUUGACACGAGACCUAAAAUGACCAAAUUUGGGCAUCGUCUUCCGCCUGAGACCGUUGCUAGUUUAUCCUGAUUUAUUCGUAACCCCAAUUAUCAACUCUGUCAUUCUCCAGAUUCCAAUGCCUCAAACACCCCCCCCCCCCCACUUCAAAGCUUUAAUUUUUAUUGACUUGAGGUCAGACAGUACCUUGUUUUCAUUCAUCGCCGUAACCUCAGACGUGUGGUUUUGCUUUACUUACCCUGCUCUUGUUGGACACCCAAAACCUCCGGUUCAGUCAUUGACGCCACAACCAAAACUUGUUUGCAUCGGACUACUCUACAGUACAUCGUUUAUUCAUGUCUGGCUCGUUUGCAGAAGCACAACAUAGCUUUAAAAACUUUGUUCAACGUCGCACAGCAAAGAUCUAUCCUCAGACGGUUUGCCUUACAAAAAAAAAAAAUAACCUCAUGAAAGAACAACAACAACAAAAAACAAAACAAAAACACAUUACCUCAGAACACACGUGAUACCUGGAUUUUUUUUUUGUGGCAGCGUCGCAUCGGACAUCUCAUCUCACACUGUAACACGCAGAGACGUGUCAAAUAAUUUGCUCGUACGUUAGUGCUUUGUGGUCACUGACGUGCGGCGCCUUCUCGACGGUUUUUGCUUUUUUGUUGUUUUUUUUUGUUGGUUUUUAAUCAAAACUACCUCCGACUCUUGAAAUGCGGCGCCGUGUCCGGAAGCGCGCUCGAAGCGACGCUACAGGAAGGCAAUUGUGCGUUCACGUCUGUGUUGGAACUGAAAAGCGUUGACGAUACUGUACAUUGAAAGCGAGGUUGCGCUUGUUGCCAUUUUCGCCCGCGGCUGUUUCGCUUCGAUCAGGUGCAGCCGGAGCGAUCGAUGAAAAAGCACGGGUCAGGUUUGAUUGUCUUUUAACUCAUUUCCAGAAAUUAGGUGUUUUUUUUGGGUGGGGGUGGGGGGGAUACAUUGUUAAUAUUUCUUUACAAAAGCUACCAGAUGGCGCCGAAACUAUAUUUUUAUAUUAGGCAUACCGUUGUCCUCAGCACAAAAAAAUGCAAAUAACUAAGGAUAUGCUCAAAGGAAUUUUUCAAAUUAUUCAAAAUUUUUAAGUCUACUUUGCUACCUGACAUUUGCUUCUUUAGCGAUUUCCGGGUUUGGGGUUUGGGGGGGGGGGGCAGUGGUCUCUUUUUCAAUACUGCUAUCAGCUAUCAUUCAUGUAUUCGAAUUUACUUUGUUACUCUACAUCCAUAAACGAUAAUGCAACUUUUUUCUUCAACGACAAACUGGGAUUUCUGUUUGACAGUAGUUAACUUGAAUUUUUUUUUUUGAGGGCUAUUUUUUUUCCUUUUUUUUCCUGAUUGUACUACCUACAGUAUGAAUGAAAUGUACCUCAAAAGUAUCGGCUUACAAUGGACUAAUCACUUCACUACCUCCAGUUUUGGUCAUGCCGGUGGAUUUUCAGUAUGAGCAUAUGCUGAUUGAUGUUAAUAAUCGACAGUAUAUAUCAGGACUGCAGAAGCUCCUCAUUUGAAAGUACUCGGUGUAGUCCGAGUAUAUUUCUCACCCUCAAGUGGCUUUCAUAUUUGAAUAUUGUAUUCAUGAAUACGUUUUCUUGUUUUUAAUUAGCUGGUAUACUUGGUUAGCUGUCUCGCGUACGUUAAUGUGAUUUUUUUUCCUCUUCUCUUGUUAUAUGGUUAAACCAGAUGUAUAUGGGAUUGUUUUUGGGUUUUUUUUUUUUUUUUUAGUUUUUUACUUUGGAAGGUGAUAUAAAAAAAAAAACAUUCAGCCAAGGCCGAUAGAGCCUCAGAGGGGCUGCGUUGAUUCUUUCAACCCGCUGUCAAACGCUCAUUGUACGACAAAUGAAGCAAAUGCCGCAAAAGCCGGAACGUACCAGUGUUGGCAGUGAAUGUUUUGUGAAGGCUGCCUCUCUCUCUUUUUGGACUGAGAUGAUUGUUGAAGCCACUGCGGGUGAACUUUCAGCUCUGGGAGUCUUAAAAAAAAAAAAAAGUUACUCGUCAUAACCGUUUUAUUCCAGUACAAUCAGAAACACAUUACUACCUCUCAAAUGGCUUUUUUUUUUUUUUACCUCAAUCUCAAACCUAAAUACUGUUUUGUCAUCCAAAAAGCAUUGGGUGAACAUCUUGAAAUGUUUAUUUUUGCCGGGAUACAUUUUAUAUGACUGUUUGUUCCAUUCACCUCAACUGAACUUGUAACUUUUAUUCUGUAGUAGAAGCUGGAAGGCACGUGGUUGGAUUUUUCCGAGCUCUCUCCACUGUGUGUGUGUGUGUUUUUUUUUCUUCGACAGCCUCUGACAUAUCUAACUUUUUGGGGGGUUGUUGUUGUUUUCCCUAUCCACUUCCUGUCCUGGAUUACGCUUCACUUUUUACUCGCUUGCUAAAGUCUUUAGAUAUUCACUGCGUUUUAUUCAAGCACGAUAAUAAAAAAUAAUAAAGUAUGGCAUCCAGAA